This is a messenger RNA of Populus euphratica (Euphrates poplar), 2091 nucleotides long. Its product is annotated as DNA ligase (DUF1666). The transcript is spliced from 6 exons. Bases 143 to 1909 code for a protein of 588 amino acids. Lineage: Eukaryota; Viridiplantae; Streptophyta; Magnoliopsida; Malpighiales; Salicaceae. The record is from RefSeq and is a predicted model, not a curated record.
AUGACCAAAUUUGAACUAGAAGCUGGAAGCAGACAUUAUGAAAGCUAACCAAAGAACACAACUUUUUUCCUAGGAGCGCACUUUGGUCUUCCAAAGUUUUUAGGGACUCGUUUUUGGAACAAGCAACAACAUCAGCAACGAAAUGACAUGUUCAGGAGAAACUCUUGUUAGCUUGUUCAACAAUGUCUCAAGCUCCUCCUUCCUUCUCCUUCUCCUCCUCUACUUCUCUUCCAACUUGCUUCUUAAGCUCAUCAACUUCAUUGGCAGCUAUCCUAUAAUCCAAAGAAACCGAAAUGGAUAUGAAUAUAAUUUCUCUGAUGAAGAUGAGGAAGAAGAAAAUGAAACGUAUAGUAGGUACUACGUUCAGUCCAUGGAAAAAGAAAACCUUGCAGGCGGCAUAGUUCAUGGUGGUGAACGUGAAUCAGCACUUCGGUUUAUGCCGCCCAACAACAGCACCCGUACAAAUGUUGAAGAUUUCAUAAGCUCGCCAGAGGAACCCUUACUUGAAGGCCAAGAUGGUAGUUUUGCUAGUGAAGAUAUGCUUUCUGUUCUUGUCCCAGCAGGUUCAGAAUCAGAACAUGAUGGUGCAGAUAUGGUCGAAGAAGAGAUGCCGACAAGUGACACAGAUUCGUUUCAUGAUUCUGUCCCGAAUCUACACGGACCCACCACUCCGAUCACCAAAGACUUGCACAAAGGUGGUUUCAUGGACAGUGACGAAAUCCGUGGCGAAGACUGCAUUAAUCAAGAAAUUGAAAAUAAAAAGACAGAUACAAAUUUCUCCGUUGAUGAAAAGUUUCUGGUUUUUGCGCCAACCCGGUUGGAAUCAAGGAAACUUCAAGUUCAAGAAAAGGACGAGGAAGAAAUAUUUGGUGACUCGUGCACCGUGGGUUCAACUUCUAAGAGUUCCUCUGAAUGGAGGAGCUCAAUCAAGGAUUCAGGAACUGAGGAUCCAUUCUCUUCUUCAUCGCGAAGAAGUUGCCCCAGGUGGGAAUCCUACACAGUAUUCCAAAAAUAUGACGAAGAGAUGACGUUCCUAGAUAGAAUUAGUGCUCAAAAGCUUCAUGAAACAGAUUCUCUUAGGUCCAUCCAAGUGAAUCCAAGAUCAAUUUCAGAUAGGAUUGUUCACAAGUUUUCGACUAUAAAAAAGAAGCCUUCAGACAUCCGCCAAAACCCGUACCAUGAAUUGGAAGGUGCCUAUGUAGCUCAAAUUUGCUUGACAUGGGAAGCACUUAAUUGGAACUACAAGAACUUUGGACUAAAAAGAGCUUCGCAAUGCGACUUUGAUCCUGGUUGUCCAGCACAUAUUGCACAACAGUUUCAGCAAUUCCAAGUCCUUUUGCAGAGAUAUGUCGAAAAUGAGCCUUAUGAGCAAGGCCGGAGACCUGAGGUUUAUGCUAGAAUGAGGCUUUUAGCACCAAAGUUGCUCCUGGUGCCAGAAUAUCGAGAUUCUGAAGAUGAUCAGAAGGAUGAUGUUAACUUUGGCUCAAGAAUUUCAUCAGCUGCAUUUCUAAUGAUAAUGGAAGAUGGAAUCCGAACAUUCAUGAAUUUUCUCAAGGCUGAUAAGGAGAAAACCUGCCAGAUAAUUAUGGCAUUCUUUAGGCGAAAUAGAAGGGAUUCAGUGGAUCCGGUUCUUCUUCAAUUAAUGAAGAAAGUUAAUAAAAAAAAAAGGAUUAAGCUUAAAGAUCUUCGCCGCGGUCGCACUUGCAUAAGGAAAAGAAAAUUAACAGUGGAGGAAGAGAUGGAGAUUUUGAUGGGACUCAUAGACUUAAAACUCGUCUCUAGAGUAUUGAGAAUGUCUGAAAUGAGUGAAGAACAACUUCAUUGGUGCGAAGAAAAAAUGAGCAAAGUGAGAGUAUUGGAUGGGAAACUUCAAAGAGAUUCCUCGCCACUUUUUUUCCCUGCGCAUUGACCCACACCAGUGCUGCUUGAUGACUAGAUCAUGAAUGUGUCGUCACUGCAAAAAAAAAAAAACAAAAAAGAUAAGAAAAAUGAUCAUCGUAGGCACCCUUUUGUAAAUACUGUAAAAUAAUGUAUAUGGAAGGGCCGCCUCCAAAUCAAAGUGACUACAUGUGAGUGACAUGGAUUUUGGAA